Messenger RNA from Owenia fusiformis, 3527 nucleotides. Lineage: Eukaryota; Metazoa; Annelida; Polychaeta; Sabellida; Oweniidae. The record is from the annotation of a GenBank genome assembly.
AGCGGUUCGAGGAAGUAAAAUAUUAUCGUCUCGGUAAAUCGCUGAUAAAAAGCUGUACUUUUGGUAUUUCCAACUGUAAGAAUACUCGUGACGAUUUCCAGUAAUGCUAUAGAAGUGGGAAAGCAACAUUUCAACUUUUGAUUUAGACGUAGUCGACUUGAAUUUAGAGAUCUCCCAUUGACUGAGUGAUCUUCCAUAUUCUUGUCGUCCCACAGAACAAUGGCGACAAGCUACACGGUGCAGGAUUCACCCCGGCACCCUCCUCUACAGAGGCAGAAAAGUCGCUUCAGAGAUGUGAGCAGUUCAUUUGCCUCCGCAACUAAAAAUUUCUUCGGUCUUGGCGAUGAGGACUGCAGAACAUCGGAGAGAUGGAACAACAGGAGAAUGCGACUCUGUAGCAAACCCACACUAGGGGGAGCCAGUGGUGUCAAAGAUGAGUAUAUCAAGACAACAGCGGACCUUGAUGACGUUGAUGGGAUUCAUAUUCGUGAUCCUUUGAGAUCACCCCUUCAGACAGGUCGACCAGGGGAAACAAUGCGUAUGAUGUCUACAGCAAGCUCAAUGAGUAGACGCUCAGGUAGACGCACCCCUAGGAAUUUAAAACGCAAGGAUUCUGUCCUGAGAAUGGCUGUAGACGGGUUGAGAGGGUCCAGACGUGUGAAACGACGUAGCACAUUUAUGCACAGUCGCACAUUUGCUCCAGGCGCCAUUGUUGAUGACGAUGAAGGACAUGACGUGUCUGCGCUACAGGCAACCUGGGCUUCAGCUGAUUGGAGUAUUUGGUCUCAGACACCAGCAAUACAAGAAGAUGAUGUAUUCUUCGAUAUGCAGACACCAUCUAGUGAUAAAACUGGAAUGUCGUUGUCAAGGUUACCGUCAGUGUUUGAAACGCCAAAAUCUACUCGUAAAAUGGAAGUUCAUCCAACAGAGUCUGCCCCCAUACCAGUGGCUCCACCUGCAGAGGGUGUACCACCCAUGGAAGAAAAGCCUGUUGCUGGGGGAUGGAGAAAACGACCAGAACUGGAUAUGGCUAAACCAGAGGCAGGAAUGGACGAAGUAGAUGGGCUAGGAAUGAGACGUAUAGCAGCAAAUGUUUUAGACGCUACCCUUGAUAACUCUGAUAGACGGGAAUAUGCAAUGGGAUUUGUCGGCAGGGUAUUUAAUCGUUCGUUCAAAAGAGAUCGGAUGAGUACUGAUGUUAAAAAGCAGAUUGAUGAAAUGGAUGAUCACAGGCCAUACUUUACAUAUUGGGUGACAUUUGUUCAGGUCGUGAUCUACAUUGUGUCUGUCUCCGUAUAUGGUAUUGCGCCAAUAGGCUUCGGGGAAACUCAGAGGGAGGCCACGGUGAUGAAGUCGAGUGUAACACUAGAACAAGUAUCUUAUUUUGAGCCAGACAACUUCUGGAUUGGACCACGCCAGGCUGAUUUGAUUCAUCUAGGAGCCAAGUACUCCCCUUGUAUGAGGCCUGACACACAUGUAGUGAACGCAAUAGCGUAUGAUAGGAACAAAGAGAAUAAUACGGCAUGCUGUAUACGGAAUGAUGGAUCGGGUUGUGUUCAGUCCUCUAGAGCUGGCUGUUCAGAAACACUGUCCACAUUCAAAAAAUGGGAUAGCAGUGACAUGGGAUAUCAAAAUAGAGUGUCAGGCUCUGUCUGUGGGCAGGACCCAAAGUAUUGUAAAGACCCGUCGUCAGUUCCACCAUUUGCAUGGGAUGAUGACAUCACUACCUGGCCGAUCUGUAAAGAAAAGCUGAAUAUGACAGUCUCUAAGGAGGACACUCACAUGAGUUGUGAGGUAGUGGGCCACCCUUGUUGUACAGGAAUACAGGGAGAGUGUUCUAUAACAACUAGAGAGCAUUGUGAAUUCAUGAAGGGUUACUUCCAUGAGGAGGCAUUUCUUUGUUCACAGGUAAACUGUCUCAGUGAGAUAUGUGGCAUGAUAGCAUUUGGUGACCCCAACAAGCCUGACCAGUUCUACAGACUCUGGACAUCUUUGUUCCUUCACGCAGGGUUAUUUCAUCUCGUACUUUCAAUAUUGUUCCAAAUCUUCAUAAUGCGAGACAUGGAAAAAAUGGCUGGCUGUAUCAGGAUAGCGAUCAUUUACACGCUGAGUGGUAUUGCGGGAAACCUAGCAAGUGCCAUCUUUCUUCCAUACCAAGUAGAGGCUGGCCCUGCAGGCUCUCAGUUUGCCAUUCUGACUGGCCUCUAUGUGGAAGUGAUUCAAAGCUGGCAGAUCUUAUCCAGACCCUGGAUGGCCAUCGGCAAAUUGAUAGCAUUCACGGUGGUGCUAUUUUUGCUCGGUUUUCUCCCCUGGAUUGACAAUUACUCACAUUUAGUAGGAUUUGUGUUCGGUUUCCUGUUAUCAUUUGCGCUAUUUCCAUAUAUAAGCUUCGGAGAGUUCGAUCGCAAGCGUAAAUUGAUAAGUAUUAUUGUGUGUUUAGUGGCGGCUGUUGGACUAUUAGUAGUGUUAUUUAUAUUAUUUUAUGUUGCGCCUAUAUAUGAAUGUACCUGGUGCCAAUACUUCAACUGCAUUCCGUUUACACCUAAGUUCUGUAAAAAUAUGGAAAUCAAUAUCAGGAGAACUACUGAAUUGUAGAAUAUGUUAACGACUGUGGAUAAGGAGAAAGGAUGUUGAUCAUGAAAGCAGCUGUUGGUUUCAAAAGAAAGCAGCUGUAGAUUAAGAGUACAGAUGUUGAUCAUGCUAUGGAUUCGUAUCGGUUUCUUGGAGUUCAUUUAAGCAAUAUUAUUUUAUUAUAGAAAUAAACUAAAGGGAUUUGAGAUAGCCUCAUUAUAUGAAAAUUGUGAACAUAUCUUCGAUUCAGUAUUCAAUAUGAUUAAUUUUAUCAUCAUAUUGAUUUAGAUUAAAAUGACAUUGUCACAUUCAUUGUAAAUAUCAUUUAUGUAUAUAUUGUAGAACAGGAUAGUUAUUGUUGUUAUGGUGUUUUAUCACUCAUAUAUUGUAGUUAUUUUGUACUAAAUGUUAUCUAUAUUUAACUAUACAUGUAUGGGUACUAUACAUGUAUGUGUACUGUACAUGUAUGUGUACUAUACAUGUAUUGUGUUAUGUACAUGUAUGUGUACUGUAUAUCUAUGUCUACUGUACAUGUCUAUACAAUUGAGUGGCUUGUUGUAGAUCUGAAUCUGGGUAUGCAAAUUAAAGUUUAGCUCAGAAAUGAUUCCAUAUUUAUGGUGUAUUUUCUAUACUAUUGAGUGGGCAGUGUAGUUUGGUCUAGAAAUAGCUAAAAUUACUGAAUAAGUCAAACAUGGCUCAGAAUUGCAUUACGUAAUUUUUAAAGGUAAAUCAAAACAUGGUUUUUCAAGAGGGUUGAAUGUUACACAUUCAGAAUAAGUUCCUCAGUGUAAAUAAAAUUAAUAUUCUAUGGGGCCUGAGGAUGUUAGUCGAUAAUCAACUUAUUAUAUCAAAUUAUAUAUCUGUAACUAACGAGUCAGAAAAUGAAAUUAAACCACCGUAUUCUCUCUAAUGAGUGCAGAGAGUGCAAAUGCGAUUUUUAUGUUGAAUAUGGUCUC